GUUUCCAGGACAACAUGUGAUGUUCUGUCAGUGUUAUGGAGAGGAGCUGCUACUCAUUGCUGGAACCUGAGUCAGUUUUUACCACGCGGGGCGAGCAGCGCCUCAGUGUCCCCGCGGCCCCGGAGGUGACCAUGGCGAAAUUCAGAUUCCCUGGCAAAGCUUUAAAACUCAACACCAGAAAGAGAGUCAGGUUUCGAGGGAGUCAUGCAACACACACGCCCGAAGAGCUGUACACGCGAAGGAUACGCAAGGGUCUGGAUCUAUUUACGCAGAUAUUCGGGGACUCGGACGAGUUGACUGAGAUUGGCGUGAGUUAUGGUUGCAGAAGUAACGAGGAUGAAGAUGAGUUUGAGGGUUUUAUCUCGGGCCAGCCAGAGGCACGGGUGGCUGGGAGGACGGGGACCGUGCCACCUAGAUCAAGGACGGGGAAGAGGGCGGCAGCACAGAAGGCAGAGGAGGCGUGCCUAGCCCUGGAGGAGGCGGGGCUGGCCACCACCAGAAGGACCAGUGUUGUGGAGGGGGCGGUGAGUGAGGUGCGGGAGGAGGGCAGGAGCAGGACAGAGGGUGUCAGUGCCCAGGAGCGUGUUGCUGCCCCCCAGGAGCCCCUGGUGCCGGGACAGGACCCCUUGCAAGGGCCUGGGGAGGAGUGUGUGCAGGGAACCAAGCCGUGGCAGGUGGCCGCCUCUAACCGUGUGACGCGGAGACAGACAAAUCAUAGAAUUAGUAGACCGCCGACGGUUAAGACAGCCCUGGCCAAGAAACUGUUAGCCAAGGCCAAAAAGAAAGUUCCGUCGCUGCCCGUGGUCGGUGAGAAAAGUCCGAAAAGGUUCAUCCUGCCCACCAUGAGUGUGCGGUCCUCGCGCAUCAUCAAGCCCAACAAGAGGUUAUUCGCCGACAUUACAGAAAUAUGCUCCCCCGGGGGGCUUCCGGAGGCUGGCCCAGGGGCGGAGGCCGGGGAAGGUAGCAUUAGUGUUUCGCCCAAGAGACUUGUUAAGUUGACUCGCAAGGGUCGUGGUUCUCACACACAGUUCCUGUCUCUACCUCGCUCGCGGGCACAGGAUAAAAGCACUGCCUCAGGGAUGGAGGGCGUCCGCCGCACCAUCUCCAUCUACACCGAGGCCAUGACGGGGCCGUGCAAGGGGCAGGUGGGCCGCCCCCCCAAGCGCCGGGUGGAGGCCCCACAGCAGGAGGUGGAGGCGGAGGCCCCAGACUCACCCCAGCGCUGCGAUCCCAAGGAGUCCAGGGUGAAGGAGAAGAUUGAGAAGCUGCUCCGCUCACCCUGGGACAACAGGCUGAAGCAGACUGCCAAGGGUGGUAAGGGUGAAGGGGAGGAGCUGAUGCCUGCACCUUCCUGCACCACCUCCCCUGUGCUGGCGGUCUCUACACUCCCCCGCAACAUCCUCAGAAGACCGCGACUCAACCUCAACAAGACCACACUUCAAAGGUUACGGAACCCAGCCUCCCUGCAGAGAUUUAUUCCAGCCUGCGAAGGAGGGAGUGUGGAAGGAAAAUGUGCUGUCUGUGAUAUUGCUGGGGAAAAUUUUUAUAAGUUUGGCAUCUUGUUCUGUGAGAUGUGCAGUUCAUUCUUGGACAAAGCCAGUGCUGGGCUGAAGGAGGUAAUGGAGUGCCUGGAUGGCAAAGGAGAGUGCCAGGUGCAGGGCCUUGAAGUGGAGGACAGGUGCCCCGCCUGCUGGCUCUAUCGGGUCCUCACCUCCUGCUCCAUUAGCAACAUACUCCACGACCACCUAAGGAAGCGCCUGCCACCACACCUCAAGGAGCAGGUGCCCACCAGCCUGGCCCGCUGCAUGAGUGCGGGUGCCACUGCCACGUCCACAGAGAAAAAUGAUGAGCUGACCAGCCACAUGAAGCGGCUGCCCCUUGACCCAGGAGGAGGAGGUGCCUUUGGCUCAGUCAUAGACCUGCCAGGAGGGUGGCGGCGCAAGACUGGGCCUGAGGUCAUUGUCAUCAGUCCCAGUGGGGAGAAGUUCCGUAGUGUUCAGAAGCUUGAGGAGUUUCUUAAGAAGCAGGGCAUUAGGGCUGAUGCACGGGUGCUCUUUGGCAACAGCAGUCCAGCAGUGGGCCAGGCAAGUGAGAGCGAGGCAAAGAGCAAGCCCUCUGUCCCAGGCAAUGGGGGAUCACGGGGCAAGGUGGUGAUGACCAUGCUGCCUGGUGGGUGGACGCGCAGAAUCAAAUGGAGGUCAGCAGGCGACAGGUUUGAUACGUACGUGUACAGUCCAGACGGCCGCACCUUCAGGUCACGGAGGGAACUCAGCUCGUACUUCAGUCUCAUUGGAAAGGUGGAUGACAUUCACAAGUACUUCCCAGUGGUGACCGGUCACUCUGAUGCUUCCAUUCCCAGCUCCAGCGACACCCCAGGCUCCUCCAGCACUGAGCCAGUCUCUAGCUCAGAGCCGUGUUCUGAGGUUAGCUCUGAUGACAAGUCUCCUGAGGCGGCUGCCUGCCAGGCCGGCCAAAGAAAGCACAAGUUUCGGAAACCUUCUCACCUUAGCAAGGGAAAGAAGUCUAAAAUACCUCAGGUCAAGCCUCAGAAGUUGCAGGAGAAAGCCAGGAGCAAACCUCCAACCCAAGUGUUUGUCAUGGAGGAGAGUGUGGAGGAAGGGGACCGCAAGGACCAGGAGUCCCAGGCCGAGGCCAGCACCUCACAGUUCAAACAGAAGCAGAAAGUGUCCUCCAGGACCAGGACACUGUCUGCUGGGAGAAAAGAAGACACCAGUUUGACUGAUACCACAGAAAGUGAAUCAGAACAGAGGAAACCUGAAACCAUUCAGAUGUUUUCCAAGACUUACACUAGAGGUAGAUCCAGGAAAUCAAAACAGGUUGUUAGUCCUCCUCUGUUUGGUAACAACAGUUCCUCAGUUUGUUCACCUCAGUUUGGCAAGGAUAAAGCUUCAAGCAUUGCUCAGGAAACUCAGAAAGACACAGGCGAUGGUAAUGACAUGAGCACCACUGUGGACGCUGGGGACGUAAACCUCUCAGGUAAAAAACAGAAGAUACAAGAGGAAGGAACAGCCUCCCCUGAACCAUUUACUGUCCUGCCAGAGUCUGGUGACAAAGAGUCCAGUGUGCAGGAGAGCGACACCAGAAACACUAGUGGUAAGGCCUCUCAGGACAAGAGGACCAAGAAGGCAGCUGACCAGGGCUCAGCCUCCCCAGAGCCAAGUGCGUUGUCUGUGAGUGACAGCAAACUGACCACUAAAAUAGUCUUAAAGAUACCCAAGAAAGCUAUUAAGAUUAAACCUGUCAGAAAAAAGAUGAACAGAGGCAAACGUAUCAAGAAGAAAAACAAUUCAGCUGUGAAAGAAGAGAAGCAGACUUCAAAGUUGCCCUUCCUUGAAGACAAAAGCUGGGAGACGAAACCACUGACAGACACCAAGAAGUUAUCAGAUGUGACUCAGGGAAAGUUGCCCAGUCAGGAAGGUGGAGCGGAACCAGCCGGCUCUGAGUCGGAUGGACUGGUUAACUAUGACAUGACUGAUAAGUCUAGAGUGGUGACCUCACCCAGCAUGUCUGAAGGGGAAGGACCCCAACCCUUUAUAGUACCUGGUGUGAAGAAAACCAAGCCUCAAAAGUCUUCAAGGAAAUGUGAAACUCAACACUUUGGUCAAGGGUGGACCAGACGGAUCAGGUGGAAUGACAGAGGGGAGGGGAGGGUGAGCCUCCUGUACAGUCCUGAUGGCCAGAGCUUCAGAUCCAGGAUAGAGCUGAGUGCUUACUUCAAGAAGGCCGGCAAACCUCGCGUUGACCUGGAUUAUUACUUCCCUUUGGCCCUGCACAGACCUGCCUCUGCAGCAGACAAGGACCCCUCAGCCCUGGUCACCUCCACCUCCACCCAGUCCUCGGAGAGCAGUGAGUUUUCAGACAGCGAUGCAUUCAUCAAGACCUCAGAGGACUCGUGGGCCUCCAGUGAGGAGACCAGAAGGUCCCAGUUAUCGCACUCCAUGAAGCACUACCACAGGAUACCAGGUGUCAAGAACAGCAUGGAGGACAUGGUGGAGGAGAUGCCCCUCUCCUCCUACCAGAACUCAGGCAAACCCUCCAGCUGUCUCCAGACCUUUCAGGAGGAUGGCAGGAAGUUGAUGCCUCUCCCCAGCAAGGGAGGGAAGAACAUUGUGGUCUCCAUACACGAGGUGAAGCGUAGCGGUGCUGUGAAGUCUGAGACGGAGGAAGGGGAGGAGUUGCUGGACGAGGCUGGUGGGCCGCGCGUGAAGCACGUCUGCCGCAGCCAGGCACAGGUCCUACGCAUUACCCGGGCAGUCUUCCCCUCACCCAAGAAGGAGGAGGACCAGAUGAGCAGCAGUGUGGUCACUGCCAAGCCAAAGGGGGAACAAAAGCGCAAGAUUGUGACCGUGACAACAACCUCGAGUGGCAAGGUACCGGUGCUGCGCAAGACCCAGUGGUGUGGCAAGUGUCCUGGCUGCACCACACCCAACUGCCUCAAGUGUUCCAACUGCCUUGACAUGAAGAAGUACGGCGGGCCCGGGACCAAGAAGAAGCCUUGCAUCAUGAGAAAGUGCCAGAACCCAAGACUGUCCAUCAAGUCAGCAGGCACCCAGGAAGUAGGAGGCAAGACCACACUCAUCACCACUGCUGCUGCCGCCACUGCCAUCACCACCACAGUCACUACGCCCCUCUCAUCAAACUCACAGAAGGACCUGCGGAAGGUGUCCCUCCUAAACCUGAAGGUACAGGAGAAGCUGGAGGUGCCAGAUCUUGAGAGUGACAGCACCUCUAAGUCCCUGGAACCAGAGAAAGGAGGAGUGUUUAUUCCCCGGCAGAUGACUCGCAUCCAGCCUGACCAGAAGGAUCGUGGAGAUAUAGCGGCAGGGAAGCAGUUUGUGCCAAGUGCUCUGGUGAACAUAGACUACUGGCAAGGCUACGAUGCUGAUGAGAUGAUGCUCACUGGUUAUCCCGUCACCACUGCCUCUCCACUCCAUCCUCAGAUACUCUGUUUCCGCUGUGGCUCUCUGGGAAAGGAACAGCUGCUGUACUGUGCCUGGUGCUGUGAGGGCAUCCACCCCUACUGCCUGGAGGACGGGGAGGGCCCUGAGUCAGAGGCGGAGGAGGUGUUUUGGAUCUGCCGCCGGUGUGCUGUGUGUCAUGUGUGUGGUGCUCCUGGGGCAGACUCCCUCCUGAGGUGCUCCGACUGCCGCAACUACUACCACCUGGAGUGUCUGGGCCCCUCCGCACACAGCACCUGCCAGCCCACUCAAGACCGCCCCUGGAAAUGUGUGACCUGUACACGAUGCAGCAGCUGUGGCAGUCCCAACGUGACUCGCUGGCAGAAGAUAACACAGAAGAGCAAGACCUUAGAAGUGACUCUGUCCGAGGAGUCCCUCACCACCUACCUGGCCCUGUGCCUGCGCUGUGCUACUCUCAGGGAACGAGGCAACUUCUGUCCCCUCUGCAACGGCUGCUACGAGGAUGAUGACUACGAGGCCAAGAUGAUGGAGUGUGGACGGUGCAGGGAGUGGGUGCACGCUCACUGUGAGGGCCUCAACAAUGAGCGCUAUCAGAUCCUCAGCUUCCUGCCCGACACAGUGGAGUAUGUCUGCCGCAGCUGCAUGGUGGACAGCACCUCCAGCUGGUUGGAUGCUGUUAGCAGUGAGUUGCUGGCUGGGUGUGAAGCUGUCUUGCAAGCUCUCCUCAACAGCAAGUGUGCCAGACAUCUGCAAAAGAGAGACACCUCUACUAAACUGUCUUCCUCAGGACUCCUCACUCCAUUACCUUUUCCCGGCACCCCAACCCUGGAGAAGACUGAGGAGCUGCCCUUGGAGAGGAUGGAGGAAGAACAGAGUCCUGUUGAAACAACAGCAGCAGCAGCAGCAUCAGCAACAGGCAGUAAAGUCUCAGCAGAAUCUCCUGGGCCAGCCUUGUCCUCAGGGUAUCAGCAGGCAGCCCUUCCCUUCCCUGAGUGCAGCUCUGCCACAGAGGGUGAUGUGGCACUGCGAACACCUCCUGGAGAGAGUGUGUGUGAGCCAGCUGAGGCCAGCCAAGUGGGAGAAUUUGGCAUGGAAGUUGACUCAAGCCAAGUGCCAAGUAAACCUGUCACAGAGUCUGCAUCAGGAGGUAGCACACUUUUAGGAACUUCUUUGAGCUCUGCAAAGGGCAUAUCUCAGGGUGAAGCAGUCAGCCCAAAGCCUGCUGCUGAGCAGGCCUUAGCUCCAUUGUACAGUCAGACAGAACCCAUGGCAGCUAACAGUAAUACAGAAAGAAGUGGUUGUGUUGAUGCCUCAGAGAAAACUGAUCUCAAAGAAAAAACCGUCAAAGAGAAAACUGAAGAAGAGGUGCAGUUGUUCCCUCGCCGACAGACUCGCUCGUGCACCGCUGGCUCAGCCCCUGCUGCUAUUAAUCCACCUGCUGCUGGAGUCUCCACAGACCCCAUCAAACUGAAGGAGUGCUCUGUGAGGCUGGAAGACAUCUGCAAGUCUAAGUCGCCUGCCUCAUCUCCUGUCAAGAAUAAACCAAUUGAUCAAGAUACAACACCAAAAACAGAAAUUCCAGUGAGUGUGGAAAUGAGUGAGCUGCCUCAGGAGCCUGUGCUUGAAAAGCCUGCACUCCCAGAGGCUGCAGAAAAGGACUCUAAAGGUGUCUCUAAGGAAAUAGAAAGUGUAAGACACAUAGAGGAGGAGCAGCCUGAGGUCUUAACACGAGAGGCCCUGCAGAGCCUCCUGCCCCUCAGUGACACUGGAGUGUCCUGCACGCAGGUGGACGGCCCAAACGACGAGACCACAGCCACCUCUCGGGUGAUGAGGAACCUGUUCAUGGGGGACCGAAACCAGAUGAUGCUGGAGACCACCGGGCUGCUGGAUGCCAAGACAGAUGCUGCUGAAGGGAAGAGCCUGGCCCAGGUGGAGGCACAGAUCAUUAGUCCCAAAGAUAAGAUAACAAAAGACAUAGAUGAUGACUGUGUAAGCAGUGAAGAGAGUUCAUCUUGUGACACAGACACAGAGAUAGAGAGCAUUCAGGAUGACCCUGAGGAGCCAAGGGAUCUGUACUCAGUAAAGGACAAACUGAAGGAGAAGAAGUAUGAGUCGGUGCUGCAGUUCCAUGUGGACAUGGUGAGGAUCAUAGAGAACGGACGGCACCUCAACCGCAGCCAGAUCCGCAACGUUCAGGCCACCUAUGCCAAGCACAUGAAGGAGUGCUUCCCAUGGUUUGAUGUCAAGUCUGCCAAUGUGUUCGACCUGGUGGAUAAGCAGCGGCCAUUUCCAGUGCCCCACCAGGACCACAGCUAUAUCGCCCGCACCCUGGUGUCUGGCUCACGCCACUUCACCUUGCGAGAUGCCCCCAUCUUCAGGAAGCGCUCCACCAGCCCCUCCAAGUGGCUGCACCACGGCCCUCCUGACCGCCGCAAGUGUGUGCUGUGCGGCCGGGAGGGCGAUGACGACCCCAACUCGUCAGGUCGCCUGCUGUACCUUGGCCAGGACGAGUGGCUGCACGUCAACUGUGGCCUGUGGUCCUCAGAGGUGUAUGAGGAGGUGGAUGGGGGCUUACAGAAUGUGUACCUGGCAGUGAACCGUGGCCGCCUCAUCAAGUGCUCAGCCUGCCUGGAGCGUGGCGCCACAGUGGGCUGCUGCCACAAGUCAUGCCAGGCCACCUACCACUUCAUGUGUGCUCGCCGUGCCUGCUGCCAGUUCAUGGAGGACAAAAGGAUAUUCUGCCCACAGCACGAGAGCAUCACGAAUGGGGUGGAGAAGUCCGACGACUUCAAAGUGAGUCGCUGUGUGUAUGUCGACAUGGACUGCGAAAAGAAGAAGUGGAAGCAGGUGGCCGGCAACCGGGUCAGCAUCACCCUGGGCGCCCUCACCAUCAAAAACCUCGGCAGGAUCGUGCCAGAGUCGGACAGCUCUGAGGCACUCAUCCCGGUGGACUUUGUGUGCAGCCGCCUGUACUGGAGCACCGUGGACCCCACCCGCCAGGUGACCUACACCUGCCGCACCCGCCGGGUGAUCCCCACACUGGAGGACGCCUCGCUUCUGGGGGAUGCCGCCUUCCACAAGACCAUCGACCACUCCCUGGGGGAGGACACAGUGCACUGGGAGAUGGCUGCCGUCAAGAAGUGGUUCAAGCAGCUGGAGGAACGCAAGGUGGAGAAGAAGUCCCGGGAGACCAACAUCAUCCCGCCACACCUGUGUCCCCUGUACCGCAGCAUCAGGGAGAAGGAGGAGGAGGAGCGGGGUGCCCGGCAGGAGGUGCGGUGCAGGACGCCACCUGCUGUGGUGGAGAUGGAUGUGCGGCAAUGCAUUGACGACAUCAUCGACAAGGUGAGUCGCUCAGUGGAGGAGGAGAGCUUGCUCUUGGAGACAGACUUGCCUGCCAUCACAACCUAUGACGACAAUGAACUGAUAUCAAUGGUGCUUAAUGACCUGGAUGGGUGUGACCCCAUCACCCUAGAAUCAACCCCCUCAACCUCAGGCAGACCAAGCCCACUAGAUAUUGACUUCCUGAGCCACUGCGAUCAUAUGAUGGACUCAGGGAAAGUGACUCACUCAGGAACCAUGACUCAGGAGGCUCAGGAACCAGACUGUGACCCACAAGUGAUAAUGGAUACAAACGCUCCCCUCGCCGCGGCCCACCAGGCCUUCCAGGGGGACCCCGCCGAGGCUGACGUGAAGGAGCCCAUCCUUCAGACACUGCCUCCCCCCCCAGCCCAGGACCUCACCUCCCUUCCCUCCACCUCAGUCCCUCUGCCCCCAACCGGCCACGUCAUGAUGAACCAGGACCAAGUCAACACUGGCAGCAACACCAACACUUCAGCAGACACCUGCAACUCAUGCAAUAAGGAGAAUAAGAAUGACACAGGCAGCAAUGGCAGCAGCAGCAGCAGCAGCAGUAGUAGUAAUAGUGGCAAUAACAGUAGUAACAGCAGCAGCAGCAGCAGCAGCAGCAGCAGCAGUAGUAGUAGCAGCAGCAGCAGUAGCAGCAGCAGCAGCAGCAGCAGCAGCAGCAGCAGCAGCAGCAGCAGCAGUGGAAGCAGCAGUAGUAGUGAGGCUUCCUGUGUCAUUAACCCUGCCCUGCCUGGCAGUAGCCCAGAGCGGUGUUCAGAUGGCACGGCGAGUACCACCAGCAGCCCGGAGAGUGUGUCCCGGGCAGGCUCAGACCACAACACCAGUACUGACACUGGCCAUGGCAGCACCGACAGCAACAGUGGCAGUGAGACAUCCUCCCAGGGCUUCAGCACUAAGAGCCCAGGCACCUCGGCCUCAGGGAAGCCCUCCUCCUCUCUCAAGCAGAUAUGCCGGGUGCUGCCCAUGCCCUCCACCAACAGCCGGCGGUCGUCAUCCACCAGCGACCACAGUGACUCUGUCCCGCAUGGCGCACCACCCCCGCCAGCCACCCAGCAGUCCCCACGACACUCUGACGAGAAUGAGGGAACCAACAUUGGCGGGAAGGGCAACGAACGCAAAAAGAUCUGCAUGAAGAGGAACUACCGCACAGUGAUCAAGAAGUACCCCCUGCGCAGCGGCAUGCGGAAGAGCAAGCCAUACGAGACCGUCCAGAUAGAGAUAAACGAGACCAUUGAGAUCCCAGGGGGCGAAGGGCCUGGCAUGGUGCACAAGAGUCUCAAGAGGAAGUGGAGUGGCAUCCUGGACUCUGAGGAGGAGGAUGAGGAGGACGGCUGCCAAAAGGAUGCCGGGGGAAGGUCUCAGGGCCAGGACGAGAACACUAGCCCUGGGAGUGACGGCGAAAACUCCAAGGAGAAUGCAGUCUCCAAGAAGGUCCUCAAGUUCUCAGACGACAACAACGACAUCACAGUGAGCAUUGUCAACAACAACAACAACCUGUGCGAGUUCUCUAAGUCCCGCAGCCACCGGUACCGCCACAAGACUGUGCUACAGCUGGAUGGGGCGGCAGACGGCUCCUCCUCCAGCGCAGAAAUGAGUGAGAGUCAAGAUGAAGGGACGGGCGAGGAGAGGACAGUUCGCUCCCACGGCCAGGACGACCCUCAGACGCCACCCCUGCACUCAUCCCUGGCCAUGCGCAUCAAGGAACAGAGUCUGGCACGCAGCUCACCGGGGGAGGAGGGCCCCUACAAGUGUUCCAAGUGCAAGAGGCUUUACAGGACCAAGGAGAGCUGUGAGAAGCACAUUGAGACCUGCACAUUUGAGGUGGACAGCUCCAGUACAUCAGAUGAAGAUGAGGAGUAUGAGGACAAUCUCCACUCAGAUGAGGACAACAAAGAUGAAGAUGACAACCAGGGCCUCAGAGAACCCUUAUCCCCCAAGGUGGAGGCCUCAACCUCCCAAUACCCCCCAACCCCUAGUGUGUCGAGUGUAGGGGAAUACCUCUCCUCUCCCCCUGAACUUUCUUCUGGCCAGCAUUCCAUGGAAGGGCAGGAGAUAUCCCUGAUUGGUAAUCUGGUCUCCAACAUUGAGCAGGGCCUCUCCAGCACUCCCCUGCAGCAUAUGGAUGGCUCUAAGGCUCCUGAGUUCCUGGGGACAUCCAGCACAGACAGUGAGGAGCCAGCAGUGAAGAAGCAGAGGCUGGACCCUGCCCUGCCACGCCAGCCUGGCGUGCAUCGGCAGGUCAGGACAGCCAUCAAGAAGUCCCCCGGCAGUGGAGAGGACGUGGAACUGUUGGGUGUGGUACGCGGUGCCCCACCUCCUGGCACAGACGUCUUUGUGCCCCCACCCGUCUCCCCUGUCAAGUUCAGCCCCAUUGUCAAGAAGAGUGCCAGUCCCCGCCGCUACACCAACAUCCGACUGAUGCGGGGCAACCGGGGCUACCAGUACCGCCGGGCACCCCCCCACAUGCCCACUCAGGACCAGUACCAUGGGGCUGCCUCCAGUCUGCCUCUGCCGCCCACUGCUGCAGCCCCCAUCCAGGUGACCAUGCACCCUAUGGCCAACACUUCAGGCCAGAUCCUGACCCAGGGCACUCCUCCCUUCCAGCAGUUUGGCAACCAGUCCACUCAGUACACACCUGCCGCCCAGCUCGCCUCCACUGUCACCCACCUCAGCCCUGCCCUGCAAGUGGGACCUCAGGUCACCCAGGUAGCCCCACAGGUGUCUCCACAGGUCAGCCCACUGCUCACCAUGGUGUCCACACCCUCGGUGGCUGUGCCACAGGGCUACACGCUGCAGUAUGUAGGCAGCUUCAGGGAUGGAGAGAUGGCCUCAGGGGGCAGCAGCCUGGUGACAUACCCGGCCGCCCCAGUGGUGGUGCCUCAGCCACAGCUGGUGAUGACACCUCAGCAGAGCUCUGUGGUGAUGCCACAGAUGGUCAACACCAACAUCACAUAUUCCUUCACCUCACCAGACACGCUGCUUAUCAACCAGCCAGCCGUGGUGCCGGGCAUGCAGCCGGUGCAAUACUUGACACAGCAGCAGCAUCAGCAGCAGUCCAGUCAGCCUCAGCAGCACCAGCAACAGCCCCACCAACAGCAGCAGCAGACACAGCUGCUGCACCACUCAGAGCACCAGCAAGUUACACCUGUCAUGCAGUACAGCCAGACAGCCAUGUCACCACAACACACACAGAUGUCUGUGUCUCACAUGCAUAACACUCAGCAGGUGCAUGCCCCUUGCAUCCAGCUGUCUGACUUGCAGGCCAGCCCAGUGUGCCUCCCCCACCAGCACCACCACCAGCACCACCACCACCACCACCACCACCAGCAGCAACAGCAACAACAGCAGCAGCAGCAGCAACAGCAGCAGCAACAACAGCAGCAGCAGCAGCAGCAGCAGCAGCAACAGCAGCAGCAGCAUUCCCAGCCAGCCAUUGUGUCUCGAGAGUUGUCCUUUACUGGCACCAAGCAGGUUCCUGCUCACCAGAGUGUGCUGAGUUCCCCGGGCACUGCCGAUCUGCCACUCAGUCUGUCUGCAGCCUCCACCAUCGGCACCUACUCCGUCCCCACCCCCCGGCCCCGCCCCCAGGCCUCUGUAGCGCCCCAGGUCAUCAGGCCACAGCCCGUGCAGACCACAGCCUCUCAGGACAGCAAUCUCAUGGACACCCAGGCACACUCCCGCCUGCCAUUCGCAGACCGGCCGCUGGUGGGAGGCGUGAGGACCGUGGCCACUGUGGCCCCAGCCAUCAUCACCACCUCUGUGGUAUCAAUCUCCACCUGUAGCAUGGCCACCAAACUGACCUCUGUGGAGACCACCCCCAAGAUAGCCACCGUGAGGCCCAGGCCCACCUACAGUUACCGGGAUGCCAUGAGGGAGAAGCAGCUGGAGAGGCAGAAGCAGAGACAGGAAAUCAUUCAAAUAAACCAGGUGCAAGCGUCUGCAGGACACCCGGAGUUCCUCAAGGAGCAGGAGGGAUCCCAGACAGUUGCAUCCGACUCCGAGAGUGACUCCGAAAACGAGAACACAUGCCCAGAGACGGAGAAGGACGAACGCCUGGAGACACAGUCAUACAAGCUGGUGCUGCGAAAGGACAACACGCUGAGCUCUGGCUUCAACGUGCUACCCAUAUCAGGCCCCGCCACACCCCUCCCCGCCCCAGAGGUCAAGGAGCUGCGGAUAAAGGCCAAGGUGUCCGUCGGUCCCAAGAGGAAGACCAAGAACCGUGACCGUGAGAAGGACCUCAUCAUUGUGAACAAGGACAUCACCAACGACCUGUACGUCAAUGAGCAGCUGCCCAACCUAUCCCUCCAGCAGCCAGUCCACACACCCUCAGAUGACCCGGCCCUGUUUGACAAGCCCAAGACAUGCAGCACGGAGCCCUACAUUGUGUUUGAGCUCACCUCUGACGACGGCUUCCGGGUGGAGUCCCGCCACAUCUCAGAGGUGUGGCAGAAAGUGUUUGAUGCUGUGGCAGCCGCCCGGGCCAGCAUGAGAGUGGACUCCAAGAUGCCAACCAACAUGCAGCAUCCUGGCCCAGGUGGGGCCAUGUCUGGCCUCCACAUGCUGGGCCUCACCCACAAUGCAGUCCAGUACCUCCUGGAACAGCUCCCUGGGGCCAAGGACUGCCACAAGUACUCCUUCCAGUUCCACCGGCGGCCGCAGGAGGAAGGUGCCGUGGAAGAGAACCCAAGUGGGUGUGCCCGCACGGAGGCCUUCAAGACUCGUUCUCCUUAUGACAUCUUCAGCUGGCUGGCCUCCAAGCACCGCAGGAUGCCAGAACGCUCCCUUGUCCAACAAGAGGAGAUCCAGCUCUCCACCAGACGUGCCACCAGCCUGGAGUUGCCCAUGGCCAUGAGGUACCGCCACCUGCGAGAGACAGCCCGGGAGGCGGUGGGAGUGUUCCGCUCCAACAUCCACGGCCGAGGUCUGUUCUGCAAGCGUGACAUUGAUGCUGGGGAGAUGGUCAUCGAGUAUGCCGGCCAGGUGAUCCGCUCCAGCAUGUGUGACAUGAGAGAGAAGGAUUAUGAGUCCAAGGGCAUCGGCUGCUACAUGUUUCGUAUUGACGAUGACAUGGUGAUUGACGCCACCAUGCACGGCAACGCAGCCAGGUUCAUCAACCACUCCUGUGAUCCGAACUGUUACUCCCGUGUGGUGGACAUCCUUGGCAAGAAGCACAUCAUCAUCUUUGCCCUGAGGAGGAUCCUGCGGGGAGAGGAGCUCACCUAUGACUACAAGUUCCCCAUUGAGGAGGACAAGAUCCCCUGCACAUGUGGAACUCGGAGAUGCCGCAAGUACCUCAACUGAAGCCCUCCAGGAACACCAAGGCAUUUCCUUCCUACACAGUGGCUGAAGAAAACCCAGCCAAGAGCACCAACGGAUUCACCAAGUUCCCCCCACCCUCGCUGGUUCGCCUUAGGUGGCCAGGUAACAACUUACAACUGUAUGGGCUGAAGUAGGUCAUUUGGAACACUGAUUAGAGCCCCUUCCCUCCCCUUCCCCUCCCUUCCUAAUUGUUAUGGUUGCCAAACAGACCAGGCAGCUUCCUCUGAUCUCACUAUGAUCAUCUGUCCACGUGAAGUGAGAGGCAGGCAGGUAACAUGAGCCAGCCUCUCCCCCUCACUCCCUCUGCUGGGAUGAGUUGUAGUCCCCUUCACUCUUGCCCCCCCCUCCCCCCCCAAAAAAAAGACCCACAACUGAAGUAACUUUAUAGUAUACUCUGUGUGCUGAUGUGAUUUGUUCCUCAUGUAAAACUGCUUAGGCUAAGUUUGUCUACUGAAGCCCUCCCGGAGGUGCCCCCCAGAGUCCUCGAAGUUCCUCAGUGCAUCCCAGGUGAAGGUUCCUCAGACUCUUCAGUGUGCCGUGGUCGGCUGGAGUCGGCACCAACCAAAACACACGCAUUAAGGUUUCCAGUUGCACUUGUUACAAUGAUCAUACAACUUUUUGAUGUAAUCUACUGUUGCCGUUGUUUUAUCGUUUGAGUUACUUGACUUUCAGCAAAGCGUGGUGUCUCAAAGCGAGCACUGCGCCGGGUAGGAGCGUGAGCGGUUUCUGUUGUGUUUUAAUGAUUUUUUUUAAUUCUUGGAAAAUAGCUGACAUACCUCAUAUGAUCCCUAUGUAUAGUGAAGUAGAAAUCUCAGUGUACUGGGAGUGUGUGUUUUGUGUCUGAUACAAACUGACGACGAUGAUGUCUGUUGGUUCAGAUAGAGUUCUCAGUUCCUUCUUGAGUGAGGCUGUUACCAGUGAUGAGAGAGAUGAGAGGUGAGAGAAAGACAUGAGAGAUGAGAGAAUAAAGUGAGAUAGAUGUGAGAAAGACAUGAGUGAAAGAUAUGAGAUGACAAAUAAAAAAUGUGAAAGGUGAAAGACAUGAAAUGAAAGAUGAGAGAGAGAGAGAGAGAGAGAGAGAGAGAGAGAAAGAGAGAGGCAUGAGAUGAGAAAUAAAAGAUGAAAGAGAGAGAGAGAGAGAGAGAGAGAGAGAGAGAGAGAGAGAGAGAGAGAGAGAGAGAGAGAGAGAGAGGCAUGAGAUGAGAAAUGAAAGAUGAAAGAGAGAGAGAGAGAGUGCUCCUCCUCGGCCACACUGUAAGCUGCACCUGUGCCUGGGUGAGGAGGAGGAAGCCUUUGCUGAGGGAGGAAUUGAAAGGUGUGGUAUAGUACAGGUAACUAAAGGGAAACCAGAGACCUCGGAGUGCAUUUGGCAUAAUCAUGCACCAAUUCCUAUAAUUUAAGUAGAUGUUUAAUUAGAUCACAUUUUGCAUUAUACUUUUGUGAUUCUUAGCAACCAUGUGAUGAAGUACAGUGAUUCUGAGCCAUGAUAGGUUUAUUGUAGUGAAUUAAUUGACUGGGGCUUAUUUCAAGAGUCCCUUUGGCGCUAAACAAACUUUUCAGGAAAAGAAAAGUCACAAAAAACAUUGACGCAUUUCAUACAUAUUAGAUUCUAACUUGCCUCAAAAACACAACAAAAGAUUAGGUUACAAUACAGUAUGGCUUUUUAAACCACACAGUUGUCAGCUGGCACACCACCACUGAGCUUGUCACAUACUCUGUAAUAUAAAGCAGCAGCAGUACAUUCACUAGAUUCAUCACACAAGUACCAAAAUCUUCUACUAGCUCCUUGGGCUUCACUUUGCAUCACAAAACCAAUCAGCACGAGGCGAGCGGCAAGGCUUGUGAUGGGUGCGAGUAGCAGUCCGCCACACACCACAACACAACUACUUAAUGGAUCCAGUGGUGUGUGAGAGUGUGAUAGAGUGAGUGCAUGAGAGAGAGAGAGAGAGAGAGAGAGAUAGCGGGGCACCGAAACACAGUGCCAUCAAAGUUGUAGCUCGUCCAAGCAUGGCAAUGAGUGCCAAGGUAGAUCGAUCUACUGAAUGUACCGGUUGUUCUCUGUAUUGUUGACAGUUGUUUGCUCUAGUGUGAUCCUUGUCAGGACUCUUAAUUACCUUGCAGUUUGAGGAUUCCUAAUGUAGGAUACAGGAUUGUGUAUAUAGCUACAGUAUGUGUGCACAAUCAAGGAUUAUCAAAAGUAUUAUGGUUACUACUGUAGGAACACCUUUAGUUCCAUACAGGGAAUUUGUAUUCAUGGUCUCUUAGGGCAACGGAGUCCCAGGGAAGAACUCUGAAUCCGGUGGAAAGAAUUCUUACAAGCAAGUUUUUAUCCAUUGUAAACUGCCAGCAUCUUGAGGGGAAACUGAACCUUGAGGAAAAGAAGAGCAUUGUUGACGUACACAAAAAUGAUCAAAUGGUGCUAAUAGGUGGUUGACUUCAUUUUGUUCUCUGUUGAGGUAUUUAAAAGAAAUUCCAUUAGAACAGAAGAAUUAUUGGGGACGGAACCCAUAGUGAGAGGUCAAGUGGGGCGUAACUAAUGGCAGUGGUGCAGCGGCCGGCCGCACAAACUGGUCAGUAUUUGUGUGCGAGUCAGAACCUCCCGGGGCUGGCGGGGCUGCGGUGCGUGUGGUCUGACCUGCCAGGACUUUAUUGUGAUUUUUUUUUUCUUUUCUUUUUUCUUUUUUCAUCUGGAGGUGAGAGCGAGCCGGCCGGCGCUGUGCUGCACAUGGUGUUGACGUGCCCCGUGUGUCUGCUGGACACUAAACAGCUUCAAGUGAGCAAUAAAAUUAAUAAAAGUACCAUCUGUGUGCCUAAAUUUUGUGAUAGAUGAAAGGUCUUUUUGAAAGAUCACAUUUUUUUCAGGGCUCAAGUAAAAUAGUUAAUGGGGAUGUUAUAGAGUUAAAAGAUUUCUAAAUAUUUUGCUGUCAGUUUAUUAGUUUGAUAGACCACAGCAGUGCUGUGGUAUUCAUUUUGAUAGAAAUUUCAUACCACUCAUUUCACACAACCAAUGAUAAACCAUAGAACCCACCACAACCAAUUACUGUAACCUUGACCACCAAGAUGCAACAUGGCAGUCUCGCACCAAAACAGGAUUCAUCUCUGUAAAUGUUAUAUGUACAUAUGUAUUUUGGCUUCACCUUUUCCAAAUGUGAAUGGAAUGCUUUUGAAAGUGUUUUUAAUGUAAAGAGAAUAGAGUUUUUAUUUCAUAGAGGAGUUUUAUAUGACGUGUGCUAAAUUUUUUGGAACCACCAACAGUAAUUUGUGCCAUCAAAAGUGAGUACAAAGUUAGCAUUUAGCUGUUCUUGUGACGGGUACGAAUAAAACGAUAUUCCUGAUUUGUACUCAAGAGUACUAAAACUCAAGUUGCAGUACCUAACUUGAGAUUGUCCUAGUUCAAAUGAGGUUUUAUAUCGUAGAGCCAGUCUUGUGGAUGAUUUAUGAGUAUUACGUGAGCUCUGGCUAGGGCAGACUCAAGACAAGGCCUGGAAUUUGGAUAUAAGGCACUAGUCACCCACAUGGAGUUUAGUGGCUGCUUUCCGUGGCCAUGUGACGGGCGGAGGUGGAGGGUGUGAAGUGCGGCUGUUUCCCGGUGAGGUGAAAUGUUUCCAAAAAUGUACGUGAUUAUUGGCUGUCCAAUUUUGCUCAAGGUGUUGUGAAUGAAGUCUUGACCCGUUGAGUGAUGAUGACAAUGACACUUCUGACUUUGGUAAACCCAGACAAUCUUACAAAGCAAAAUAUAAACUGCAUGCAGGAAGGUGUCAACUACUCAGUUACUCUUUUUGCGGCCAGUGCCGUCUCUCAGAAUAGUACUUUACGCUUGUACAAAUCAGUUCUAUCAAGGUAGGAAGCCAUGCUAGUUAAAAAGGGUUAAUGCUACAUAUAUAUUAUUUCUUUCAAUUGUGGAUUAACCUUUUUUUAUUUGUUUAUGAUUGUAAGAUUUUGAUUCUACAGUGUUUAAAACUGUACUAUGCUUGGUUUUAUCAACAGUUGAUUAAUAAGUUGGGCACACUUCAGCAUCUAUUCUCACGUCUUUAGAUUUUCAUAGUUCUGUUUGGCAGAUCAACAAUAGCUGCUGUUUUUGGCGUCACCGUUCCAAUGAAGCUCGUCAGGUGGAAGUUCAGUCUUUACUCAAGUUCUUAAAAUGCUUCAUUCACACACCAUUUAAAUGUAGAGUUUUGUUUCCCUCUUUUCUUUGUUAGUGGCUGUCGUCUUGUUGGGUCACCUCACUGGGAACGAGUCUCGUCUCACCGCCACAGAAAGCAGGCCAGUUUGUUUGACUCUUGUCCGAUCCAUUGUUUGGUUUUCAGAGCAAUCAAGGCACAACACCAAUGGCUUUUCCAUGCUCUUGUCCCUCCCUCAAAAGAAUAGGUUAAUGAGUCAAUACAUAAAUAACAAUCAACAUAAUCAUAUGACAUGCUUAACGAUUUCCAAAUUUGUCACUCAUUUUGCGUUUGGUCUUAAUCUUCCAGAGUGACAUGGAAUUGUCAUUGGUGCAAAAUUCAAUGACCGACAAAUUAAAACCUGAGUGUUGUUGUCAGUGUUAAUUACCCCAACAGUUCAAUGAAGCACAUGUGGUUGUUACAGCAAAUGAUGGGCAUCAUUCCAGUGUUCUGUAAGUGUUGCUUUCACUUAGGCAAUAAGUUAUACCCUUUUCAUUCCUUACCAAAGAGUUUUUUUUCUUCUUUUUAUCAUGUUCAUAAAUUACCAGGCACUUAGAUUUUACAUAUGUAGUUUUAUUAUCUGAGUUGUUACCCCUGUACACUUUAUUUCCCCGCUAAUACUAAUGCACGUUUGUACCACAUUUGCACCACAGCUGUUCCACAAGUGUAGCCUAUACCACAUCUGUACAAUAUUUGUAACACAUGCUAUCACAGCUCCUAGUUGGAACCCCUCACAGUCUCAGUUGGUGGGGGGUGUGGCGGCGGCGGGCGGCCUCUGCUCCUAGGGCCGGCCACUCCCUCCGUGCCCCCCACGCAGUUAGCUUCGGGCAGAGCAAGUGUUACUGGGUCACUAAAUAAAAUUUUCUUACUGCA
Scylla paramamosain (green mud crab) is the source of this 18664-nucleotide messenger RNA. RefSeq lists its product as uncharacterized. Bases 36 to 13613 code for a protein of 4525 amino acids. The transcript is spliced from 17 exons. NCBI's taxonomy places the organism in Eukaryota, Metazoa, Arthropoda, Malacostraca, Decapoda, Portunidae. The record is from RefSeq and is a predicted model, not a curated record. Gene Ontology annotation, cellular component: histone methyltransferase complex; nucleus. Gene Ontology annotation, biological process: positive regulation of DNA-templated transcription. Gene Ontology annotation, molecular function: DNA binding; zinc ion binding; histone H3K4 methyltransferase activity.